Molecule: messenger RNA, 1023 nt
Organism: Pipistrellus nathusii (Nathusius's pipistrelle)
Lineage: Eukaryota; Metazoa; Chordata; Mammalia; Chiroptera; Vespertilionidae
Source: the annotation of a GenBank genome assembly
AUGUGGCGGCUCUUGGCCACCCUCAGCUGCCUGGUGGUGCUGACCAGUGCGUGGAGCAGGCCCGGCCUGCAGCCCCUGUCCGAUGAGCUGGUCCACUAUCUGAAUAAGCGGAACUCUACAUGGAAGGCCGGACACAACUUCCGCAACGUGGACAUGAGCUACGUGAAGACUCUGUGUGGCACCAAACUGGGCGGGCCCAAGCUGCCCGAGAAAGUGUGGCUUGCUGAGGACCUAACUCUGCCUGAAAACUUUGACGCCCGGGAACAGUGGCCGAACUGCCCAACCAUCGGGGAGAUCAGAGACCAGGGUUCCUGUGGCUCCUGCUGGGCAUUUGGAGCUGUGGAAGCCAUUUCUGACCGGAUCUGCAUCCUUACCAAUGGGCAUGUCAACGUGGAGGUGUCUGCCGAGGACCUGCUCACCUGCUGUGGCUUCCAGUGUGGAGAAGGCUGUAAUGGGGGCUUUCCCUCUGGCGCUUGGAACUUCUGGACAAAAAAAGGCCUGGUGUCUGGUGGCCUCUAUGACUCCCACGUAGGUUGCAGACCCUACUCCAUCCCUCCCUGUGAGCACCACGUGAAUGGCUCUCGGCCCUCAUGCUCAGGGGAAGGAGGGGAAACCCCUUCAUGCAGCAAGAUCUGUGAGCCAGGCUACACCCCAUCCUACAAAGAAGAUAAACACUACGGAUGCAAGUCGUACAGCGUCCCCAGUAGCGAAAAGGAGAUCAUGGCAGAGAUCUACAAGAAUGGCCCAGUGGAGGCAGCCUUCUCCGUGUAUUCAGACUUCCUGAUGUACAAGUCCGGCGUGUACCAGCAUGUCACUGGAGAAAUGGUGGGAGGCCACGCAGUCCGCAUUCUGGGCUGGGGGGUGGAGAAUGGCACCCCCUACUGGCUGGUCGGCAACUCCUGGAACACCGACUGGGGUGACAAUGGCUUCUUUAAGAUCCUCAGAGGACAGGAUCACUGUGGAAUUGAGUCGGAGAUCGUGGCUGGACUCCCCUGCACGGACCAGUACUGGAAAAGGAUCUAA